GAAAAAUCAGCCGAUUAAAUUAAGUGAAGAUUGUGAAACUGGUCCAAUCCCAUUUAAUGUAAACGUUUACGUCACCGCCAACACUGUUGGUUCAACAAUACGUUUUUUUUACUGUAUUAACAAUUAAUAUUAAUAUUACAACAGAAGAUAGAUAGCGAAUAUGAUAGGGAGAAUCGCAGGAAAGUUACAUUAUUCAAGUGUUAAGGCUACAAUCACACGUGUUAUGUGGUUAUCAACGUCGAGAUCUGUCACAGCAUCUAAAGAUGCUAAAGAAGCAGCCAGCACUCAAACAAACAUGGAUGAGAUUCUUAUAAAAGAUGUUGGGGAUAGUGGUGUGAUAGUUUUAAACCGGCCUAAGGCAUUGAAUGCCUUAAAUUUGACCAUGGUCCAGAAAAUAUAUUCUACCCUUAAACAGUGGGAACCUUCAAAGAAGCUUGUAAUAAUAGAGGGUGCAGGUGAGAAAGCAUUUUGCGCAGGUGGUGAUGUCAAAUCGUUAGUCCUGGCACUGAAUGAACCAAAAGGGGAGCUUCUGGGUGAAGAGUUUUUCAAAAAAGAAUAUACCUUAAAUCAUUUAAUUGGAACAUUUAAUAGACCUUACAUCGCUAUUAUCAAUGGAAUAACAAUGGGAGGCGGUGUUGGAUUAUCUGUGCAUGGCAAAUACAGAAUUGCAACAGAGAAAACUCUAUUUGCUAUGCCUGAAACAGCGAUAGGAUUAUUUCCUGAUGUUGGAGCGACUUACUUUUUAUCUAGAUUGAAAGGAAAAUUGGGUAUCUAUCUGGGUCUAACAGGACACAGAUUGAAAGGUAUCGACGUUCUCCUUGCUGGAAUUGCAACGCACUUUGUACCAUCGGAGAAACUCGCAGACUUGAAACGUGAGUUGCUAACAUUGCGUGAUGUCGACAUUGAACCGAUUUUAAACAAAUAUCAACCAAAAUUAAAUCACGAAUUCAGCUUGGCGCCUCAUAUGUCGCAGAUAGAAAAUUGUUUCUCUGCUCCAUCCAUCGAAGAGAUAAUAGAGAGAUUAAAGAAAGAUAAUUCGGAUUGGGCGCAAAAGAACAUGGAAACACUACUCAAAAUGUCUCCCUCUUCUCUCAAAAUUACCAAGAAAGCGAUCGACGAAGGAAAAGGAAAAUCCUUAGCAGAAUGUUUGAAGAUCGAAUAUAGAUUGGCUUGUACUGCUCUGAAUAGAGAUGGUGAUUUCUACGAAGGUGUUAGAGCUCUCUUGGUCGACAAAGAUCAGAAACCAGUAUGGAAGCCAAUAUCCUUGGCCGAUGUAACUGAUGAAUAUGUAAAUAAACGAUUUGCAGCGCUUCCUGCGAAUAAAGAAUUGCAGUUGUGCGCCAGCAAACUAUAGGAAUUAAGAGAGAAAUUCUUUUAUACAUACUGUGAACAUAUUAUGAAAACAAGUUCCUAAGAACUUUAUUUUUGUACCCUAGUUUUGUACAGAUUAAGAUUUAUAUUAAAAUUGUUAUUAUAUGUUGUUACAUAAUUAAUUUUUUUAGGUUUAAUCUUCUAUAUUUUUCGUAACCGAUUAUACUGAGUAGAAUUUAUCAGAAUCUCUAUUUUGUAAAUGACGCACUGUACAAUUUUCUAUAAUAUAAAACGUGUUUUAUUGAUGUAAAAUAAAUGAAGAAAACAUAAGUACUUACAAUCUAA
Messenger RNA from Solenopsis invicta (red fire ant), 1656 nucleotides. RefSeq names its product 3-hydroxyisobutyryl-CoA hydrolase, mitochondrial (gene Hibch). The transcript is spliced from 8 exons. Bases 161 to 1354 code for a protein of 397 amino acids. The record is from RefSeq and is a predicted model, not a curated record. Gene Ontology annotation, biological process: L-valine catabolic process. Lineage: Eukaryota; Metazoa; Arthropoda; Insecta; Hymenoptera; Formicidae. Gene Ontology annotation, cellular component: mitochondrion. Gene Ontology annotation, molecular function: 3-hydroxyisobutyryl-CoA hydrolase activity.